AAAGGUGUUUUAUUUACAAAGUGAUACUGGAACGUGAACGGUAGAAUCGCCAACUGCAUGGAAAGAGGGGAAGGAGAACUGGUGAAAACAAGAACUAUAAUCUUGAGGAAUAAACAAGAAGUAAUUAUGUUCCCUCACUAAGUGAGGGAAGUCAGGUCGCCAGGGGUAGCGGGAGUCGGGACCCAGGUGUGUGAACCGGAGAAAAUCCAGAUGGCUGAUUUGAGCUGUAGAGUGAAUUCUGGUGAGUCCAGGAGUUAAUUCAACGUUCAGGUACUUGCGUUGGAGGGUGGACAGGGUACGCUUCUGCCUUGGUUCAGGAGACGGAGGAUAACAGGAAGCUGCCAGCUUGGUACUUGGAAACAAAAUCCACCAAACAUAGGUAAUCUUGAUCGUCCAGAAACUUCUAAAGUCUUUCCAGAAAACGUAUAAAUUGUCAGUGUGGUCAGGCUUGAAAGUGUUGAUUUGAGAGCAGGGGCUUCAUGGCGUUGAAAUCUGGCUUCACUGCCAACAGUGACACUGGUGUUCCAGUGGUUUCCAGUUUACUAAAGACUUGAACCCUUUUUCCAAUGUCCUUUCUUCUAAGGGUGACAGUUUGAGUCAGAGGGUUAAACGUGGAAAGAUUUCUGUGUUCCAACAGGAUGAUGAUCCCAGAUGGAGCUGAGGUUUUGGAAUGGAUAAAAUGUGCCAACGUUAAGCAUUAAAAUGAUCCUUGUUCUGUUAGAACACCUAAUUGUGGCCAAGUUUCAGCUCUCUAUAGCUAUUGUUUUAAAGUGCAGUUAAAGAAUCUGGAAGAAAUCUAGCAUCUUCACACUUCCAUCCACUCUAAGCAAUGCAUCAGAACCACUGGCAGCAAACAGACCCACAUCAUGAUACUGUCACCACCAUGCUUGACAGUUGUUACAGUGGUCUUAUGGUUGAAAAUCUGAUUUUUACCCCUCCAAACAUGCAUCUAGUUUUUGUGGACAACGAGCUCAACAUUUCCCUUCAAGGAUCAGUUAUUAAAGAUCAUAGGUGGCUGUAUGUAUAAUUUUAACACUGUGUGGACUCAAGAAAUCAACCAUACAUUUAAAGUUAUGUACCAAAUUCAUUUGAUUUUUUGUUUAUGAAAAACCAUUUCAGUUUUUUCUUGGCAUGAUCAUACCACCCUGGAAGAAGAACAAUUAAAAGAAAUCAUUAAAAACUCUAAUUUUACUGUGACAUUUAUGCGUAUAAUGAGUGGAUGGAAACUUCUAUGUUUAAUAUGUUAAGGCUUUAGGCAAGGUUUAUUGGUCACUUUCUGUUCACAUUUAACCAAAACUGAAUUAGGGUUUCUGUGAGUAAAAUUAUGAUAAAUUCUGAGAAAUAACUUGGGUAAGUUAAUAAUAUGUAACGCUAGACAAUGCAACAUUUGAAAUGUUAUUCCUUAAACCAUAAAAGCCAGGUUCAGAAGCAGUUUCGUUAAAGUGUAAUAACAACCCUAUUUCUCAGCCAGAACGAAAACAAGUUUAUUUUAAGAGUUCAUGCAGUUUUGUGGAUUUGAUGCUAAAAGAAGUGCAAUUCUUAAAAAUUAAGGUUCUCAAACUGUGGUGCAAGUACCACCGUAGGUACUUGGGCUGCAUUCUGUGGUACUCAGGAUAACAUUUAGCACAAACUAUAUUUAUAAGCUAAAUGUCACAUCAAUCACAUCAAUAAAUGCUUUGAUCCACAACACUGAAAUGAGAGAUAUAUUUGAACAUUUUUUAACAUUUUAAGAGGUUCAGGCAUUCUAUCCACCUCCGGCUAACAACUAUUAGCAUUACAAUGCAACAACAAUGUGUUUCUCUGCAUAUUAGGCAUUAAAACAUGUUUUCUUGCAGAAGCUGAACUGUGGUCCAAACGGACAGAGGCACCAGUAAACAUUUUAUUAACUUUGUGGAAGCCAUAUUAGCAUUUGAGGCAAGGGUUGGUGACAAACGUCCAACUUUGACACUUGGAAUUUGUUUGUUUUUCUUUCUUGAAUAAUAUCUGUUUCUUAUUAUAAAUAGAAGGCACAAACACACAGUACCAGUGCAGAAGAAGCUUUGUUUUUAUGACAAAACCCACAAGAAGUGGAGGAGAAAAAACCGUCAUAGUAUCAGGUGGAGCGUAUUUACACUUCAGGUGAAGCUGACAAGAAAAGGCCAGUAGGUUUUUCCCAUAAAUAUGCACCUACAGCCUAAACAAGCACCAACUUCCAGUUCCCAAACAGCAGUUUAAGUCCAGCAAACAGGCUGAGCAUCCGGGAAACGGAACCUGGGCUGCAGAGGACCAGGAAUGCCUCUUUUCUUUUCUUCCGCCCUUCAAACCCGGUAAUGAUGGAGGAGUAAAAAGCGACAUGAUUGGUGGAUGCAGCAGGCAGCAGUGGAGAAAUGUAAACCCCUUGGCUUUGUUGCAUUAGAGUGGGGGCUGAAGACGGAACGCUCCCCUCAAUGCCAGCAGCCGGAGCCUGCUCAGCCGGUCGGUGCGGUGGGAAGCGGACUGGAUCCUCCUGCAGCUCUGCGGUAAGAACCGAGACAGAACCCGGAGGAAAAUCAGACAACAGGCACACAUCAAUGCGAUUCAGCAGGAAGGGUGGAAAAAACAGCCCGGGGGUGCCGCGAUAGCUCUCAGACAAACCCGGCAGAGCCUGGCUCGCUUGCUUUGCGUGACAGCUGCGGGACCAAUGGAAACAUGCGGGAAGCCAGCUGCGCUAAAGGCUGCAGCCAAUGGAAAAUGUGAAAUCCGGAGAGCUGAGGUUAGGCUGGCUGCAGCAGCUAAACUUCCCAGCGAAUUUAAAAAAGGCUGUUUGUGUUUUGGCUGCUGCAGAGGCCAUUUUAGGUAAGAAUCGUCCUCUAAGUUCGGGAUGCGGGGAUGAUCUUUGCGGAUGCAGAUGGAAACAAAACGGAACUGGAGUCCCGCAUCCAGACUGAAACCAGUCCGGGCUGCUGCUGGAAGCUUUAUGUGGAUUAAAUAGAUAUUCCACUCCUCUUUUUCCCCCCCUCCUCACCUCCCCAUCCCUUUCCUCUCCCCCUCCCUCCCCCUUGCGUGCUAAUUUUUUAUGCAUUUUUCUAAACUGUCAUGGCGAUUUUGUGUCCUUGGAAAUAAGAAGCAGCAGGCGUAUUUUUUUCGGGCUCGCCGGGGUGAGACUGCGGCCGGGAGUCCGGAGCAGAUGCUGUGAACGGAUAGAAGAUGAAAAUCCUCAAGAAGGAGAAGCAACAGAUGUUCACUGGCCUCCUGAAGCACACACCACCUCCGGCCUCCCCUGCUGCAGCCUCCUCUGCCUCAGACCAAGGCAGCAACACACAAACCGCAGUUCCCACAAUCCCACGGGGACACCUGGUGGUUGGCUCCAAGGACCAGCUUCGGAUCCUCACCCCUGUGGGCAGCACAUCGACGGCCAAUCACUGCGCCACAGUCGGCGUGCACACUGCGAGGCACUCUGCCGGAGCUCCGAGGUCCCACACCUCCCUGAGCGAGGAGGAUGAAGGAGGAGGUGGAGGCAGGGUGAAGAAAAAACGGAAGAAAAAGGAUAAGACGCUGUGGGAGAAAGUAGGUGCAGAGGAGGAGAAGGAGAGCAGCAAACCAAAGAAACAAAAGGAGGAGAAGGAGACCACUGUGCUCACCCUGAGGAGGAGCAAAGAGCCCAAGGAAGGCAAAGAGAGGAAGGAACGGCGUGUAAAGGGAAAGGGAGGCAGGAAGGAGAGUGGGAAAGAUCUGAGGAAUGUGACAGGUGGAAGAAAUUCAGACCCGGCAGCGGCCUCUGGACCGGCUCAGGUCCCCGUCAAAGUUCCCGGGAAAAGAGGACGUAAACCAAAGGUCAAAGUCCUCCCUCCUGUGCCGACAAAUCGAGUAAACAACUCCCAGGCUGACCAAAUCCAUGGAAAGAGUCAUGGGCAGGCCAACAGCAAGACUGCAGUCCCCACAACGCCGAAGCAGAGGGGCCGCAAACCCAAAGAUCCUGGUGCAGCGCCGGUGGAGAAGAAGAAGAAAGGGAAGAGGAGAAACCAGGAGCUGGCUGUGCAGGAGGGGGCGGAGAGUGAUGACACCACCUCAACGUCAGCUCUCAACAUGGGCGGGGAAGACAGCCAGGACCCCCUGGAUAAUGCUAAGCGCCGUUCAGGACGACAAGUUAAAAGGAGGAAGUAUAACGAAGACUUGGACUUUAAGGUGGUGGACGAUGAUGGAGAGACGAUCGCAGUUCUUGGAGCUGGACGCAUCUCGGCGCUCAACGCCACCGCUCUGGCGUGGCAGGCGGAAGAACCUCCCGAGGACGAGGCCAACAUCAUCGAGAAAAUUCUGGCUGUCAGGAAAAUGAAGAAAGAGACUUUGUCGGAGGACCAAACAGAAGAUAUGGAGGAGUUUUAUGUCAAAUACAGAAAUUUUUCCUACCUGCACUGCAAAUGGGCCACUUUGGAAGAACUGGAGAAGGAUCCCAGAAUCCACCAGAAAAUUAAACGUUUCAGGACCAAACAGGCUCAGAUGAAGCACCUUUUCACUGAGCCCGACGAGGAUUUAUUUAACCCAGACUACGUGGAGGUGGACCGAGUCCUGGAAGUGGCCGUUACCACGGAUACGGAGACAGGAGAGGAGGUGACCCAUUACCUCGUUAAGUGGUGCAGUCUGUCGUAUGAGGAGGCGACCUGGGAGCUGCAGGAGGACCUGGACCCAGAGAAGAUCAGGGAGUUCGAGGAGAUCCAGAAGCCGCCGGCAGACCUCAGACACAUGGAACGCCCACCUCCAGAAAAGUGGCAGAAGUUGGAGCGCUCCAGAGGUUACCGAAAUGGAAACCAGCUCAGAGAAUAUCAGCUAGAGGGAAUGAACUGGUUAAUGUUCAACUGGUAUAACAGGAAAAAAUGCAUCCUGGCAGAUGAAAUGGGUUUGGGAAAGACCAUCCAGUCCAUCACAUUUCUGUACGAGAUCUUCAACAUGGGCAUCCGCGGCCCUUUCCUCAUCAUCGCCCCCCUGUCCACCAUCACCAACUGGGAGAGGGAGUUUCGCACGUGGACGCACAUGAACGUCAUUGUGUAUCACGGCUCGCAGAUCAGCCGCCAGAUGAUCCUGCAAUAUGAGAUGUUUUACAGAGACGCACAGGGUAACACAGUCUCAGGUGGGCUGAAGUUUCACGGCUUGAUCACCACCUUUGAGAUGAUCAUGGCUGACUGCCCUGAGCUGAAGAAGCUGCAGUGGCGGUGCGUGGUGAUCGAUGAGGCCCACCGACUGAAGAACAGGAACUGCAAACUGCUGGAGGGCCUUAAACUCAUGAACCUGGAACACAAGGUACUUCUGACUGGAACCCCUCUGCAGAACUCUGUCGAGGAGUUGUUCAGUCUGCUGAACUUCCUGGAGCCGCAGCAGUUUCCCUCGGAGAGCUCCUUCCUGGAGGAGUUUGGAGACCUGAAGACUGAUGAGCAGGUGAAAAAGCUUCAGUCCAUUUUAAAGCCCAUGAUGCUGAGGAGACUGAAGGAUGAUGUGGAAAAGAACCUGGCACCUAAAGAGGAAACCAUCAUCGAGGUGGAGCUGACAAAUAUUCAGAAGAAAUACUAUCGGGCCAUCUUGGAGAAGAAUUUCUCUUUCCUCUCUAAAGGAGCAAACCAACACAACAUGCCGAACCUUAUUAACACCAUGAUGGAGCUCCGCAAGUGCUGCAACCACCCCUACCUGAUCACAGGAGCCGAGGAAAAGAUUCUGGAAAGCUUCAAGAAAUGCCACAGUCCAGACUCACCAGACUUCCAGCUGCAGGCCAUGAUCCAGGCGGCUGGUAAACUGGUUCUGAUCGACAAGCUGCUGCCCAAGCUUCUGUCAGGAGGACACAAAGUUCUGAUCUUCUCUCAGAUGGUCCGCUGCCUGGAUAUCCUGGAGGACUACCUCAUACAGAGACGUUACACGUAUGAACGCAUCGAUGGCCGAGUGCGAGGGAACCUGCGACAGGCGGCCAUCGACCGCUUCUGUAAGCCGGAUUCGGACCGCUUCGUGUUUCUGCUCUGCACCAGAGCGGGAGGACUGGGAAUCAACCUGACAGCGGCUGACACCUGCAUUAUCUUCGACUCGGACUGGAACCCACAGAACGACCUGCAGGCUCAGGCUCGCUGCCAUCGGAUCGGCCAGAGCAAAGCGGUGAAAGUCUACAGACUGAUCACCAGAAACUCUUAUGAGAGAGAAAUGUUUGAUAAAGCCAGUCUGAAGCUGGGCUUGGACAAAGCCGUCCUUCAAGACAUCAACCGCAAAGGAAGCCUCAAUGGGGUACAACAGCUUUCUAAACUGGAAGUAGAGGAUUUGUUGAAAAAAGGAGCAUACGGCGCGCUGAUGGAUGAAGAAGACGAGGGCUCCAAGUUCUGCGAGGAGGACAUCGAUCAGAUCCUUCAGAGACGAACUCAGACCAUCACCAUCCAAUCUGAAGGGAAAGGCUCCACGUUUGCGAAGGCCAGCUUCGUCUCUUCUGGUAACAGAACAGACAUUUCUUUAGACGAUCCCAACUUCUGGCAGAAAUGGGCAAAGAUCGCUGAGGUGGAAAUCGACUCCAGAUCCGAGAAGGAAUCCCUGGUGAUUGACACGCCCCGCGUGAGGAAACAGACCCGUCACUACAACUCCUUCGAGGAUGACGAGCUGAUGGAGUUCUCGGAGCUGGAGAGCGACUCGGAGGAGCGGCCAUGCCGGACCCGUCGCUUGGGUGACCGUAGCAGGCGGUACCUUCGUGCCGAGUGCUUCAGGGUUGAGAAAAAUCUUCUAAUCUUCGGAUGGGGUCGAUGGAAGGACAUUCUAAACCACGGUCGGUUUAAAUGGCACCUGGCAGAGAGAGACAUGGAGGUGAUCUGUAGGGCUCUGCUGGUUUACUGCCUGAAACACUACAAAGGUGAUGACAAGAUCAAGAGCUUCAUCUGGGAUCUGAUCUCACCUUCUAAAGACGGACAGGACCAGGCACUGCUCAACCACUCUGGUUUGUCUGCUCCGGUUCCUCGGGGCAGGAAGGGGAAGAAGCUGAAGAAUCAGCUGAACGUUCCUGAUGUCAAAAACGCUGACUGGCUGGUCCACUGUAACCCUGAGGUGGUGCUGCAGGAUGAGAGCUACAAGAAACACCUCAAACAGCACUGCAACAAGGUUCUGCUGAGGGUGAGGAUGCUGUACUACCUGAAGGUGGAGGUCCUGGGUGAGGUUGCUAAUCAAGCUCAGGAGGGGGUACCUGCUAGUAAACUGGAGGUGUCGCUACCUGACAUCGACUACAUCGAGAUUCCAGUGACGUGGUGGGAUGCAGAGGCUGACAAGUCUCUCCUCAUUGGAGUCCACAAACACGGAUAUGAGCGAUACAACGCCAUGCGGGCCGAUCCAGACCUGUGUUUCCUGGAAAGAGUUGGCAUGCCGGACGUCACAGCUCUGUCUGCUGAACAGGGAGGAUCGGAGGCGGCUGCUGAACUGACAGACAGCUGUAAAACUGAGGAGGUGAAGGACAAGCUGGAAAGCAAAGCUAAUGGAGAGGAGGAUCAAGAUGAGAACAGACAGGGGCAGGAAACCCGCUCCAGCAUCGACACGUCAGAAAAACCAGACAGUACAGCUCAGGGUGAGGCAGCUGACCAGCAACAGAAGGACGUUCCAGACUCUCAGGCAUCAGCUGACCUGUGCAACCAAGAUGGACCCCUGGUUACCACGACGACGACAGGAAGCGGGUCAGGGGUGGCGGCACUCCACGUCAUCCAGGCUCGGCCCCUGUGGCCCACCGGCUCCGCGCUAACGGCUCGUUUUCGCCGCCUGAUCACCGCCUACCAACGAUUCACGCUGCGCAGAGAGCCUCUGCUGAGGCACGACUUCCUGCUGCACGACGGCCUCGUCAGCAUGGCGAUGGGAGGAGCAGGAUCCGCUCACAGCCAUCACACUGGCGGGCCGCUGGCCUGGCAGCUGGGUGAGGAGCUGAGGAGGUGUUCGGUGGUCUCGACAGAGGCAGACCCCCUGUUUCUGGAGUGGCAAAGGAGGUGGACCCGUCGAGAGCAGGCAGACUUUUACCGCACCGUUUCGUCAUUUGGGGUUGUGUAUGAUCCGGAGAGGAAAGCUUUUGACUGGUCCCAGUUCAGAGCACUGGCCCGACUGGAGAGAAAGACGGACGAGAGUUUAGAGCGAUACUUCAACUCGUUUGUCAACAUGUGCAGGACGGCCUGCAAGCUUCCUCCAAAAAAGGAAGAAGGGUUGGUAGAUCCCGGCGUUCUCGUGGAGCCUCUGACUGAAGAGCGAGCUGCCAGGACGCUGUACCGCAUUGAGCUGCUGCGAAAGAUCAGAGAGCAGGUUCUCCGUCACCCGCUCCUCUCGGCCCGCCUCCAGCUCUGCCGCCCCUCCCUCUACCUCCCCGUCUGGUGGGAGAGCGGGAAACACGACCGGGACCUCCUGGUCGGGGCGGCUCGCCACGGCCUUAGCCGCACUGACUUCUACAUCCUCAAUGACCCACAGCUCAGCUUCCUGGAGGCUCACAGGAACUACGUCAGGCGGCAUCCUGCUCAUCUUCAUCCACAGAGCCACCAUCACCCUCACCAUGCCGGCUUAGCAUCCCAUCCUGCGAUGUCAUCCCCCUCUUCAUCCCAUGGGCAGCUACCUCACUGCUGUCUGUAUGAGUCGGGGCUCAGCCAUCACUCCCCUCAGCCUCCUGAAUAUCCCCACCAGGCCUCCAACCAUCAUCAUCAUCAACAGCAGCCUCCACCCACACCUGCCCCUUCUCCCUCGUCAUCCUCAUCCUCCUCUUCUCACCCCCACCUCCACCCUCCACCCCUGGACGCCCAGGAUUCUGGCUCACCAAACCUGGGUAUCAUUCCCGGGUCACGGGUGGACUUCCUGGACUGUGCUCCGUUGGAUGACGCUCUGGAACUGAGCGCUCUGCAGCACGACGCCAUGUCUGCUGACUCUUUGCACGGAGGGAAGGCUUCCAAAGACGCCCUGAACGGUUUUCCUUUUAACUCAGCCGCUGGGGGUCAAAGCAUGCUCAACUCUUACGGAGUGGGCGGAGCUGACCUAGACUCGAAGCUAAGGAGUGAUGUCCUCGUUGGUGAGCAGGGCUCGUCAGAGGAAACCGGGCUGAUGGCACCAUCGGUGGAGCUGGAUCAGUUACAGGCUCCCUGGGACAGCACGGAUCACACCAGUCCAGCUGAGCAUAUGUUCAAUGAGUCUGAUCCCAUCCUUGGUCCCUCUGGCCUGGAGACGGGCUUCCUGGAGGAGGAAGAUGAGGAGGCUCAGGGAGGAGACAGAGGAGGAGAGGAAGGUGGGACUCUGGAGGAGUGUUUAGGCCUCCCACCUUCAUCCUCUCCGUCUCAUCCAUCAACGGGGGAUUCAGUCGAACCGCUGUCAUCGAGUUACAUGCUCUUCAAGGACAUUGGAGUGAACGAAGAGGCCAGUCCGGAUCAAACAGACCUGUCAGCAAGUCCACCUCUUCCCUACGUCCCACCUCCACCCCUGUCGUUGUCCGAUAUCACCAGCCACGAGCCUCAGGAUGGACUCGGACACUCCAAUGUCUCUGAGAGCUUGACCAAUCCUGGGGAGGCGGGAGAUGACCGGGAAGGAAGUGCUGGGUUUGAGUUUGAAGACAAAGAUGAAGAGGAAGCAGAGAAAUUAAGGCAGCAAGAAGAAGAUAACCAGAAGGAAGGUGCAGGCUGUGUUGUGGUUGUCCUGGAUCCAACAUGUCAUGAGCCUCAGAUACAUGAUGGAGAACCACCACCUGGACUGGAUAAGAGGACGGAGGUCUUAAAACGAGUAUCUUCGGGCCUUCAGGAGAACUUUGAGCACUCGGAUGAUAAUGAAGAUUUAUCCCAUGAGGUGCAGCCUUAUCUGGAAAAGCUGGAACAGGAGGGUCGCUUGGUGUGUCCUGAGUCGAUUGAGGAUCCUCCUGAGGAGGUCGAUGGGUUGAUUUUGUAUCAGACUGAAGAGGAACAGUCAAUGGAUAGUUCUCUUGACGCUGAAACAUUUAUUCGUAAUGAAACUGGAGAGUUUUCACAAAGUUCUGGGGUUGGUUUUGCUGUGCACAGCAGAGAGCGUGCAGAUCAGGUUAAUGAGAUCUCUGAAGGCCAGCUGGAUUGUGUCUCUCUGGGUGAUGCUGCAGAAGAACCAGGCUGCGAUGAAAUAGUGGAGAAGAUGGUGAACCAGGCGGCUAAAACUAGUCUGAUGGAGCUGGGAGAGACUGAGUCUGAAUUAGCAGAACCCUGCAGCCCGUCUGGUUCGGCCUUAGAAAGCGUCAGAGCGCGUGAUGGAUCCCAAGCUGAAAUCUCAGUGGAUCAGAACCUCAACAGCAGAAACUGUCGGAGUGAUGCUUCGUCUUUCUCUCUGCAUCAAGAAAACAAAGACGAUCUUCUUGAUCAAAAUGAAAUGAAAACUAAUUUGGCUUUAAAUGUAAAUGACAUCGACACAAAGUCAUCAGAUCUUAAAUUCUCCAUCCAACAAAUCAGGGAAGAAAAGAAACCACUGCAGUUCAUGGUACCAAUAAAGGUCGAGGUGACAAAAGCAGAAGAAACUGAGGAUGUUUGUCCAGACAGCUCUGAAAUCAAACAUGCUCAUUUUAUUUCCUUCCACAUAAAAUCUGAGGGUUCAGAGACCAAAGCUGAGCAGCUGGAGUAUCCACUGAGAGCUCCGUUCCUCGAUGUGAAACCUGAAGAUCUCAGCCUCUCCGUGAAGUCCAAGAACUUCGAUGUUAAACCUGAGACUUUCCAGUUUGUAGCUUACUCAGAUGGCAGCAAAAUCAAACCUGAAGUCAAACCUGACCUUAGGUUUACUGUUUAUCCAGAUGGUGGGAGGUUUAAGAGGGAGAUAAAACCUGAAGGUUUAGGGUUAGCUGGCUUUCCAGAUACCAUCAAACCCGAAGCUAAGCCCGACGCUCUGGAGUUCACAACAUUCCCAAACAGCUCUGGGAUAAAGCCUGAGAUCAAGCCAGAGGCUCUGGAGUUUACAGGCUUACCUGACAUCAAGGCUGAGAUGAAGCGGGAGAUGCUGGAGGCGGACAGCACUGUCCUGACCCCGAAGCUCGAGCAGAUCGAAGGGACGGUGGACACCUCGGAAAGUCUCCUGAAAGGCCAAGUCAAGGAGGAGAGGCCGAGUACCCCAGUAGUGCCUGUGGUGGAAGGAUAUCCUGGCAGUCCAAGAUUUGCAGCUCCUGCUUCCAUGUGUGAGAUUCCUGACAGCCUGCAUGAGAGCAGGGAGCCAACCAUCGCUCAGCUGCUGCAGGAAAAAGCUUUGUACUCCUUCUCAGAGUGGCCAAAGGACAGAGUUAUUAUCAACCGCCUGGACAGCAUCUGCCACGCCAUCCUGAAGGGAAAAUGGCCUUCGUCAAGUGAGCAGUAUGACUCACUGGGCUCCUUGGCAGCUAAUUCGUGUCUGGCUAACAGCUUAGCCCAGCACCGCCAUCACCGAACUGGUUUCCUCCCCACAACAGCUUCUGGCACCAUCCCAGGCCAGCCUCGGGUCCAGCAGGCCAGUUCUGGACUAGGGUUUUCCGUCCCUCCACUUCUCACAAGACUACCCAAGUACGUGCCGCGGGGCGGCGCAUGUGGGCGCGGAGCUUGGCGCCUCACCUCCUUGCCUCUCUUGCAGGAGAGGCUCGUGGCUCCUCCCUUCCUCCCUGAGCUCAAACGAGCAGGAGGUCGCAGGUCCUUCGACUACGAAGCUGCUGCGGCUGCAGCAGCUGCUAAGAUUUUAGCUGGGAAAUCUGCAUCUCCGAGCCACACCAGCACCACCGCCACCAGCAGCUCCACUGAAGAGAAGGUGCCGGUGGUGGCUCCUCCCUCUCACCGCACGGGGGCCAUGCUGAAUGGUUGGCAGGAAGCAGCAAUAGAUCUAACUAAAUCCACUGCCGAAAUUAGCCCCACAAGCAGCGUGGGGACGAAUGAAGCAGCUGGAAUCAGCCACCAUAACGCCAGAGCUGGAAGCAGUCACAAGCUGCCUCCGCUUCCUCCCAUCACAGCUCCACUGCCUGGCUCCGUGGGAAUCGACAUGUCUGGGAUACUGCAGGCAGGACUCAUCCACCCUGUCACAGGACAGAUAGUCAAUGGGAGCCUGAGGGGAGAUGAUUCACUGAGGAGGAGAAGAGGGAGAAGGAGAAACGUGGAGGCUCUGUACUCCGAGUUCGCCAAGAGCCGAGGACUGCAUCUCCCUGAGACACAGGCUCGUGUUGAGGCCAUCAGCCACUCCUCUGUCUCCUCUUCCACCUCCUCACCGUCCCCAUCUCCGUCAGACAGACCUGCAGGCCCUCCCACGCCCUCCUCCUCCUCCACUCCUACUCCCACCCAGACCCCUCCUCAGCCAGAGAUCGUAGCCAUCGACAGAGAAGCGGCCAGCAAAGGCCUGAUUGAGUGGCUGAGACAGAAUCCUGGCUACAGCAUGGAUCUGCCUGCCUUCGCUCACUCUGGAGCAAGUCUUCUACAUGGCUUUGUGGAGCGUCCCAAACAGAGGCGGCAUCGAUGCAAAGAUCCAACCAAGCUGGAUAUUAACACUCUGACGGGGGAGGAGAGGGUCCCUGUUGUCCACCGAGGAACAGGACGGAGGCUUGGUGGUGCCAUGGCUCCGGCUAUAAAGGAGCUUUCCAGGUGGCUUGAUGCCAACUCGGAGUACUUUGUUGCCCCAGACUGGGCCGAGGUGGUCAAACACUCUGGUUUCCUUCCUGAGGGAAAGUUCUCUCGUAUACUGACGGAACCAGUCAACAGGGAUCCAGGUUCGCGUCGACGUGGACGCCGGCCUCGCAGUGAGAUGCCUAAGCCCCUCCUCUCUGUUUCGGAUUCCUCUUCCACCGGCCUCGGCCCCCCGCUCUACAUGAACGGCGGCUUAAUCGGCAGCAUGGACUCCAUAGUGACCUUGCAGAACCUUCGUGGUGCAAUUCCCGGAAUACCUAUCUCUGGGAUCAUGGCUGCAGGAUUCCCACAUGGAUUCCCUGCAGCUGUGUCUGCAGGAAGCGCCGGAUCGUCGGCUGAAGAUGCAAAGAACGGUUUGAGCAUGUUACCCAUGAUGCUGCACGGCAUCCCGCACCCUCACAGUGCUGCGAUCCCUCAUCAUGCCCUGUUCAGCGUCGGCACAAUGAUGGCACACGCUCCACCUCCCCCUCACCCCAGUUCCUCCUCCGCCUCACCCUCUUCCUCAGCUUCUGCAUCUGCUGUGAAUGUCACCACGACGACCGCAGCAUCUGAGGAGGCCAGUCCGUCCUCCACGACCACAGCAGAUCGAGAGAGCAUCUCCUGUUCUGCGCCAGGCGGCGACAAGGAGACAGCAGCAACAGAUGGCGCCAAACGACCCAUGGCGGGGGAGGCGGCAGCUGUCAUCACCUCCACCAGCAGAGUCCAUCUCGGGGCCGCCGGGAACCAUCACACCUUUAACCCCUUCCUGAUCCCGGGCAUGUCCCACGGCCUGCUGUACCCGCACAUGUUCCUCCCUCACGGCAGCAUCAUGACGCUGCCAGCCGUGCCUCCGGGCGGCGCCGCCGACGGCUCGCCAGGCAGUCCCAAGAGGAGAAGGAAAAGGUUGCGGGAGGAUGAGGAGAGGGAGAAAGGGAAGGUGGCAGCUGGAGGUGAGGAGGAAAGAGAAAGUACAGUUACAGCCAGCGCUGGCUCACAACCUGCCGCCUCCUCAAUCAUUCCCUUUGUCUUCGCUUCUGAGCUGGGGACCGCUCCAACCGAGGAGAACCAGGUCGGGUGGGGAAUCGCAGAGGAUGGGUCUUCAGAAUGCCAGGAACCGGACUCCAAUAACCACAAUGAAAAAGCUGCAGCCGAGGAGAAGGAGGAAGGGUCGGAGGAGACGGGAGACGAGGUGGACAAAAAGAACAGUGAGGAGCGAGAGGUGGAGUAGAGGCUAAGAAGCACCUCCUUUCCUCUCCUCCCGUCUCCUCCGAUGCUGCUCUCUCCUCAGCUGUGCAGCAGUGUAAAGUUUGUGCCGAGUCUGUAAGUCAACGUCCAUGUAAAGACUUUUAUUAUGAUGAUAAUGAUGAUUAAAUUCAACUUGCUCAUGUUUAUAUACCAGAAACCCCGCCCACCCUCUCCACUCCACUGUAAACAAAAAGAAAACGAGUAGAGUUAAAUAAUCUCGUUCUGCAUCAAAACGGAUUCAGGAGCGUCGAGUCUGAAAGCAUGAGGAAUGACUGAGUGAUCCGAAGAGCAAAGAAAGGGAGCGGCUUUGGUGGUCCUGAUGCCGUUUCAAGCUCAAAGUGAUCCGAAAUGGUUGCUGCGCUCUCCUGUAAUUCCUUUACAACUUGUGCAAUACUUCGAAAAAAACUGCCAUCUGAAUUCAUCUGGAAUAAAUUCACUUCCAGAUUCAUCGAAACAAUUUCACUGCAGAAAAAGGAAGAAUGAACUUCUUCUGAAUACCCUAAUCCUGAGUUUUUCAAUCAAAAGCAAAUUUUUGUGAAUUUAAAAGUGCAGCCAAAGCAAAUUAAAACUGAUUUUCCUCUCAGUUUUAUAGCUACCAGAUAUAAUAGAAUGCGACAUAACACUAAAAGUCUGCCCCUUAAAUUUAAUGAUGUUGUUUUGGACGCCGUCUUACUUAUUAAUUAUUAAUUUGAUCAUUUUUAAUGGUCCACUGCUGCCGUAACUCCUGCCUUCAACUAUAAGGAGAAGAGAGCAGGAUGGAACGAGCAUGAAAGGCUGAGCAGAGCGCAGGUUAACUCCUGCUUUUUCAUUUUUCACCAAAAGCAAAGAACAAUCAUCGGAUUUGUUUUGGAUCACAUAGUUCUUCAACUCAGCCACAGACUUCUUUCUCCCCUUAAAGCAGUCCAGUCCAAUCAGUUCGGCCAGCAGGGGGCAGCAGGAGGCAGUUUUAGACGUGUCAAUAGGUUGGGUUUUUCUCCUGAAAUCAUUGGGAAAAGUGCAACAUGACUUGAAUCAUGAUCUGCAGCUCUGAGUUGAGAUUUUAGAAAAAGAAGAGAGGAUGAAACAGAUAAAAGGAUGACUGAGCGCCUCGCUGUUUCCUCAGAUAGCGGUUCACACAUGUAAUAUUUCAUCUGUAAAUCUAUCGCUGUACAUUGCUGUCUUUUUUUAAGUGCUCCAUGUAUUUCUUUCCUCUUGUUUCCACCGAGGGGGUGGAAUCAAACGGACUGUACUGUACAUUAAAAGGAUGCAAGUUGCUGGUUUUGCUCUGAUUUUCACAACUGGGUGGAAACAUUUCUGUCGACGGUGUUCCAUAUGAAUCACGUUCAUGUUCUUUGGUUUUCAUCCUGUGAAACCUGGAUCGUUUUCCGUUAUGGCGUGUGAGCGUGUGGGAUAGGAGAAAGUUUGGAUGUGUGCAUGCAUGCGCACACUUUUUGCCGUGUCUUGUCCUGGAAGGUCACAUUUUCUUGUUGAGAAAGAAAAUCCAUAGUUGUUGCCUUGUCACAGGUCUGUGGCUCCAUAUAAUUUAUUAUAUUUUUCUUUUUUUUGCCAAACUUUCACCAAAUUUGACAUUCUUCCUCUCAGUUUCAUCGUAUUCUUCGAAGUAAAAGGCCUUAUUUUUAGCUAGUAUCUUUUGUAUGGAUGGUUUGUUACACCUCUCUGUAAGGUGGCGUUUUUGGGUUCGUCUCCUGUCUGCCAGUGAGCACAGCCAACAGUACUGGAAGGUACCACAGAUUUUAAUUCACCACAUUAACUCUUAAAAAGCAAUCAGUCGUCCCUGAAAGCACAAGCAUUUGCGUAUCAGUGCCUCUAAAGUUAGUUAAAACACUUUCCCUGGUGUGGGCAUCACUUGCACAUUUCGUCCCGUUUCCAUAGUGAUGUGGGAUUUUAAUAUGAGAUGGUUAAUGCUGGUAGUGAAAGGGAGGGUGUCUCAGUCUAGCAGAUUUUGCACCAACAGAUAAGCUAUUUUUACACAGAUUGACUCAACUCUUCUGUUUUAAGUGGGAUUGUGUGGAGUAGUUCUGAGCAGUCAGUAUCUUACCUGCAGUAGAUGGCAGACAGAGCUUUCUUCUCAUGAAGGAGUCUAGGUAACGGCCACAUGGCCAAACAACUCAAAGUAAAACAUGUUUGUAAGAAGCCAAAUUAAAAUGUUCUAUCAUUUAUUUCUCUUCGUAAACUUUGCACCACAUAGUUUUUAUAUUCUCAACCAAAUAACAUCUAUGUUGCUAAGUUUACCGAGCAUAAAUGUAUAAGCCGCCUUGGCCAGUUGUUGUUGUGUCUCUCAGUUCUUUCUUUGUAUAAACCUCCUCAAACAGUUAUUGUCUUAUUUCCCAGGAGAUAAAGAUCCAGGGUAUCUAAUUUGACACAAGAUAAGGUUUUUAGUAUAUUCUGUAGUUGCGUUGGAAUUAGCUUGUUAGUGGAAGGACGUAGACAUUGCUCAUUUGAGAAACCAGUAACUAGUAACUGUAUGCAAAGCCGUUUACUCUGCAAGUUUUAUAACUGAAAAGAAAGUAAAGCGACGAAUCAAAGGUCCGAUUGUGUGUGGUGGUCCAUUUUCAGUUUGCCUGAGUGAAAAGAAAGCUGCUAGAGACAGUGUUAUUAAGGGGUUACUAGUACAUCUAUGCCAUUAGUUUAUCAGUUUUAUCAGGAAAUUAUGGUUUCAACAGAAUAAUCAGCUGCAGUAGGUCAAACCCAACUGUUAACAGCUGUUCUCCUUUCACAUUAAAAGUAAUGUAAACUGAAAGCUCAUUCCCUAAUAAUGAUAAACAUAGAUUAUGCCAAGCUGCGUGUGUACCCUGGUUCUGGUAUGGUGUGAGAGCCUGCUGCAGGCAGGGUUGUCGAAAGGGUGGGAUACGACUACAACAGAUACGAGGAGAGCAACGAAGGUUCAGCUUUCUGAUUUUCUCUCAUCUGUCAGGAAACUGUAGCCAGCAUAGCAACAGAGAUGAUUAAUCUACAGGGUUGAACAUUUUUACAGCUGCUGUAUUCAACCAACCAGGAUUUGAUCAAAAAUGGACCAACCGUGCUAGGCUUUAAAUGUCGGUGUUUUCCUUUCUAAAGCCAGACAUUUGCGUCAAUGAGAGCAGCUUUACUAAGAAUUUAACCAUAAAUUGUGAUAACAGGAGAGAAUUCUGGAAAAGUCCAGGUUGCAAAUAAUCAACAGGUGCGUCUCAGUAAAUUGAAUUAUUAUUGCAAAGUUCAUUUAUUUCAGUUUCUUCAUCACUAAGUGAAACACAUUAUUAUUAGAUCAUAUUAGCAUAAAUUAGAUUAAUUCCACACAGAUGGAUGUUUUCGAGCCGUUAUUUCUGUUAACCAUGAUUUUCUGCUUCCAGCCAAUGAAAACACGGCAUUUAAAAUCAGGAUACAUCAUAUCAAUAAAGAAACAUUUUAUUACAGAAAUCUGGGCUUAAUUAAAAGUAUGUUUAAUACCUGCUUAAAGGUUAAAGGGUUCAUUUAGUCAGACAAACGAGUCUCAUCUGAACAUGAUCUAAUUUACUGACAUCUACCUGAGUGACAUGAUCUAUAGAGCUGUAAUCAAUAGGAACUACGAACAUGGAUCAAUUCAAUUUUAAUCUCUCAGAACUGAACUUAUCAGUAGUUCUUCUUGAGAGUGAACUUGCAUCAUGCAACAUAUUAGCCCAUCAAGUUCUACCCUAAGAUCAAAUGUUUACUGCUGGUAAGAUACGAACUACUCAGAACUACUCCACACAAGAACGCUUCAAAUUGAAAAUCGUGCUUCAGGUUAAAUUCAGCUCCCGAAUUCACAACUUGUUUCGAUUCACAACAGCAGUCCGGAAACAAGUUGUGUGGCAGAAAAGGCGCGAGAUCAAAUUUAUCGUGACUGGAAAAGGAUAAAGCAGAAAGUCAGACGGAUCACUGGAUCUCUGUUGGUUUGAAAACAUGUAGAGAAAGAAGUGAGAAUAUAAAAGUUUAGAUUUUUAGUUUCCUCAUAGCAGUAAAACGUUCCAGAUGAGCGAUGCAGGUUGGAAGAUCUCUGAAUAUCCUUCGCAGGUUGGCGGUUCAACCUCAAAGCAUUCCUUCACUGCUCGAUGCCUUGUUGUCGGUUCUGUUUCUAUCCUAGCUGAGUGUUUGAUUGCGUUUGGUUUUCGUUUCUGUAAACGUAACUCCCGGCGGCUGUGGCUGCGCAUCACUUCCUGUCACCUGUUCUCGCGUGAAGACUUGAAACGGACUCGAGUGCGGCCGCGUGCUUUCUUUAACAGUGUUAAUUUCUUUCAUUGAAGUCACCUCAACAUGUAAAACUGAUCUGAAAUGAUGUAUUUAUUGUACAGUUCUUGUCUUUACAUUGUUGUCUCACGACUGAUUGAUGGCUGUUUUUGUUACUCUGGAACGUCCCUGAAAUACAGAAACAUUUUGGUUCACAUGGAAAUUAAACUGAUCUGCUUUUCUUUGUUGCCUUCGCCCGCUGAUGAUCUGAUUAUAGAAGCAACCACGCUGGAAAUAUCCAGUCAUUAUGCUUUGUUUUCUGAAGAUUUACAAUCCAGUUUGGGAUUGGUAUGCACUACCAACAUUUAGGCCCCAAAAUAUGCAUGUCCAAAUAUUUUGUUUGAAGAUAAAGAUGAUCCACACCCAGAAGUAGAUCCAGUUGUAGAAUCGACAACUUGAAGUAAAAUAUAUGAUUUAAACAGACAGAUUUAUGAGAAGGCAGGUGGUGGGUUCUCUCAUCCAACCUCCAGCUGCACACAGUGCCCUACUCCAGCUUCCUUCUAGCAUCUCUCUGCUGCUCAGUUUUCAGUUUGCUUUUUGAAUGUUUGCAGUUUCCAGUGACCCUGACUUGGAUAUCUGACCCUUACUCUCUUGCUUUGGCUUACAAAGGGAUGAAAUCUGGGAAAUCUCACAUUGAGAAACUCCAAAGAAAUCAGAUGAAAACCUUCAAAUAUUUGUCUUAUUGGGUUUUUCUGUUUCUUCCCUGUAGAACUUCUAAUAGUUUGUUUUAUAAAGUCGGCGGACAAAUGCAAGCAUUUUUUGCCUAAUCAACAGGACAGACUGAAAUGUUUUCCCGAUUUGGAUUCGUUUUAAUCUUCCAGUGUAAAUGUUACCCAAGUAAACCCAAGUAGAAAUAGUUUUGUCAUUUAUUGUGCCUGUUUGUUUCUCAGAGGUUGACCUUAAGGCCAGAGAUUAUAACAAACGGCUCCACCAUAACAUCUCCACAGUGGCUGCAGUCAGGGGGAUAAAUACAGUUUCAAAUAAAGAUUUGGGUUGGAAAAACUGCAGGUUCUGGUGAUUUUAAGUGGGAACUUCAUCGCCUUCAACCAGUGUGUCUGAAUCCACCCACCUCACAGCCAAGUUAUGAAAAUCUACCGCAAUGCUGAGCAAAGUGCAACGUAGCUUCAAAGGUCAUAGAUGUGGACAAAGUGUCUGAUCCUCACGCUGCAAACCCAUCAUAACUCUCAUAAAUAAAUCACAUGGAAGGGGUUUUUAUCUUUUUGGUUCUUAUUUGUAUCUAUAGCGCUCUAUAUUCCCAUGUGGACCAAUCUGACAAGUCAAAACAUGGUAUGUGUGAUCUUUUAUUGUGCAAUAAAAGAUUACUUUCAA
Molecule: messenger RNA, 19331 nt
Organism: Girardinichthys multiradiatus
Lineage: Eukaryota; Metazoa; Chordata; Actinopteri; Cyprinodontiformes; Goodeidae
Gene: chd6
Product: chromodomain helicase DNA binding protein 6
Exons: 45
Coding region: 3166-13764 (3532 amino acids)
Molecular function (GO): ATP-dependent chromatin remodeler activity; ATP binding; protein binding
Source: RefSeq, a predicted model, not a curated record